GGCCGACCCAAGGCAGGGUCAGAGUUGGGGCUAGGGCUGCCUGGAGGAGUAGCGGGAGGACGGCGUAUGGGGUGGGAGUGCGCUUCUUCCUCUGGUACCUUCCCCCUGACCUCUUUUCGACUUCAUAACUUAAGUUUCUCCUUUUUUUUUCUCCUUGUCUCGGGACAGAAAUCAUAAACCCGAAAAAUUUUUAUAGAUCCUCAGUCACCUGGACCGAAAUCCAGCAAGUUUUUUUUUUUUUAAAAAAGGGGUGGGGGUGGGGAAGAGAACGCCCCCAACCCAGCCCUCCUGUAGCAUGUGGAAACUGAACAAGAGCAAAGUGCUUCUGGAUGAUUCUCCCGAGGAAGAGGAGACCCGGAGCGAGGGGAAAGCGCUGCCGCCGUCGCCGCUGCCACCUCCAGCCGCCUCGGCCACCGCCUCCUCUCAGAACAAGGACCAGUUACUUCAAGAUGAAAUUACCUCCUCAGUGUCUCAACUUGCCACAAAGGUUCAGGGAGCCAGUUUCAGAGGUUGGAAAGAAGUAACCUCAAUGUUUAAUAAAGAUGAUGAACAGCAGCUUCUAGAAAAAUGCAAAUCUCCAAAGUUUAAAGGAACUAAUUUAAGAAUAAAAGAAGAUGUGAAGACUGAAAAGAAAUCUGGAUUUUGGGACAGUUUGGUGUUAAAACAGAAUAUGCAGUCUAAGAAACCAGAUGAAAUUGAAGGAUGGGAGCCACCUCAGAUUACUCUUGAAGAUCCAGUCACUGAUCUAGGAGACUCUUCUAGGGACCAUCUCUCCUGGCCAGGUUGGGAAGAUGAGACUAAGGGUUCUACUAAAUACACCAACCUGACCAGCUCAGGAAACAGUUCUAGGUGGAGUAUCAAAUCAGCUGGAAAAUUGGUUAGCAUUAGACGGCAAAGCAAAGGUAAUCUUACUGAUAACUGGGAAGAAUUAGAAUGAUAGUGGCAAUUUGAAAUACUUCAUAAAUGAAAAUGUUCCUCGAUGUCCAUAUGUAGUCAAACCAAAAUUUGCUCAAUAUCGCACCUGUAUGCUUAGUUUUGUUCAGAUUCUUAUAAACAUUUUCUCUGUUA
This is a messenger RNA of Gracilinanus agilis (Agile Gracile Mouse Opossum), 1068 nucleotides long. It is a transcript of the gene TDRP, whose product is annotated as testis development related protein. NCBI's taxonomy places the organism in Eukaryota, Metazoa, Chordata, Mammalia, Didelphimorphia, Didelphidae. Gene Ontology annotation, cellular component: nucleus; cytosol. The record is from RefSeq and is a predicted model, not a curated record. Bases 296 to 937 code for a protein of 213 amino acids. The transcript has 4 exons. Gene Ontology annotation, biological process: spermatogenesis.